Molecule: messenger RNA, 2406 nt
Organism: Oryzias latipes (Japanese medaka)
Lineage: Eukaryota; Metazoa; Chordata; Actinopteri; Beloniformes; Adrianichthyidae
Gene: zbtb14
Product: zinc finger and BTB domain containing 14
Biological process (GO): regulation of transcription by RNA polymerase II
Cellular component (GO): nucleus
Molecular function (GO): protein binding; RNA polymerase II cis-regulatory region sequence-specific DNA binding; DNA-binding transcription factor activity, RNA polymerase II-specific
Source: RefSeq, a predicted model, not a curated record
CUACAGUCCAAUUAAAACCCGAAUUCCAUUUAUUUCAGAGUAAUGCAGGUUCAGACAACAACUUUCAGGGGUUAUUCUAGUCUGGGCUUUGCAGACAGCAUAAGGUUCAGAGUAAAACUACACUUUUUCUGCACCAUGAGGGUAUUUUCCACGUAAUACAGAUUCUCCCACACAGAUUAUUGGUCAUCUCAACAGACUGUUGAUCAUCAAUAAUUUGACAUCAAACUAAUAAUCUGACAGAUUAGGUUAGGAUAUUCCUGGUCUGUAUACGUUUCCCCCAGACACCAAUUAUUAUGAUGUAAUCUGGUUUGCUGUUUUGACCCGAUCAUCAGGGAAUUUGGACCUGAUUCUGAUAGUCUCUGCCAACAACAGCCAGGAGGAGCCCAUGAUGUUCAGAACCGAGCCUCUACAGAAGAACCCAAACAAGCUAAGGAGCCACAAACCCGAUCCUGGUACCGUCCGCCCAGCAGAAUUCAGCUGGGUCAGGUCCUCUGUCGAGGCUCGGUUCUGAAGACAGCUGCAGAUAACCAUUCGGUCCUACGUCGGCCCUCAGCCCCAAACUAGAGCCACAUUGCGGGGAUCCCGGCGGCCUGCUAGGAGCUGCUAGUGCGCAUGCGCACACGCUGGACGUUUGGCGCGCUGCCUCCGUACAGUCGCAGUGUGUGCGAGCAGGCGCAAAGCGCGGCCUCCUUCUGUGCUCGUCCUCGUCCCCAUAAACAACAACAAGAACAAACUGGACCCAUCGUCCGGCUCGGUCCGGUCCGGUCCGCUCGGGAGCCACAAACCCCGCAGCCCGGCUUACGAUGGCAGAGACGGUGAAGUACGUGGACGAGGAACACAAGAGCAUCUUCCUGAAACUGUUGAACGAGCAGCGGCUGGAGGGGGAGCACUGCGACAUUGCCGUGGUUGUUGAGGACGUCAAGUUCCGGGCGCAUCGCUGCGUGCUUGCUGCUUGCUCCAACUACUUUAAGAAGCUAUUCAAGAAACACGAGGUGGACAAUUCCUCAGUGAUUGAGAUAGACUUCAUCCGCUCAGAUAUCUUUGAAGAGGUGCUGAACUACAUGUACACAGCCAGGAUCUCCGUCAAGAAGAGAGACGUCAACCUGAUGAUGUCUUCAGGACAGAUCCUUGGCAUCCGCUUCCUGGACAAGCUGUGCUCACAGAAACGAGACGUUUCUUCAGAAGAAAAGGACAAGUUUCCAUUUGACAUAGUGAAGAUGGCGCUGCCGCCUGAAGCUCAGCUGGCUGCCGAUUCAGAGGUUCUGGAUGAGCAGGAUGACACACCUUCAGGGGACGAACUUGAAGACACAUCGGCCAGUCAGGAGCUAGACAAGUCUCCGAGUGCAGCACUGCGUGUUCAGGAGGCCAUCCUGAAGGAAUUAACCAAUGAGGAUGUGCAUAAGGUGUCCUGCUAUGACCAGGAUGUGGUGUCAGAGAUGGAGACGGAGCCUAAGGAUCUGGGAACGGAGCAUCACGCCACCCAGACUCUGGCGUUUGCAGACAGCAUAGGUGACGUGAAGGAUGAACAGGCGCCUGGCUGGUCCACGGCGGCUGGUGACAUGAAGUUCGAGUACCUGCUGUACGGACACCGAGAGCAGCUCGCCUGCCAGGUGUGCGGAAAGACUUUCCUGGAUGAGAGCAGGCUCAGGAAACACGAGAAGCUUCAUUCAGCAGAGCGGCCCUUCACCUGCGAGAUCUGUACCAAAGCCUUCACUACCCACGCUCACCUAAAAGAACACCUGAAGAUCCACACAGGCUUUAAACCCUACAGGUGUGACGUUUGUGGGAAAUCGUUUAUUCGUGCUCCAGACCUGAAGAAACACGAAAGGGUUCACAGCAACGAGAGGCCAUUUGCUUGCCAGAUGUGUGAGAAGGCUUUUAAACACAAGUCCCACCUGAAGGACCACGAGAGGAGACACAGAGGAGAAAAACCCUUCGUCUGUCCGUCCUGCACCAAGGCCUUUGCUAAGGCGUCAGAUCUGAAGCGUCAUGAAAACAACAUGCACAGCGACCGGAAGCAGCUCAACCCUUUGCAGAGUGAAACCGAGGCGCUGCAGGCGGCGGCCAUGGCGGCAGAGGAGCAACACCUGGAGAACAUCAGCUGCUCCUAACGGCCGGGAAAACGGCCGGAUCCGCUCCGGUCAUCCAAACCUCUUCACGCUGUGGCGUGAUGUGACCGACACGGCAGGCUUGUCUCUUCAAUCUGCGAUCCGUUUCUUUAGGAACAAACUGCUGGGAUCAUUUGGGAUUUAGGGGUGGUACGGUGCCAAAACGGGUUCUGUUCAGUUUCAUGAGCAGAGCUGUUUAAGACUGAGCUGCUGCAGCUCAGAAUGGACUCGUGCACCAUCAGGUGUGCUGGUGCUGCCCACACAUGAAAGACAAUAAACGGUUUUAAACUGCUUUCCA